AUGGUUUGGCUUUCAACAAAGAUAUCGCAAAUUGGCCAAACUUCUUUAACCACAACUGUUGAAUCAUUGCGACUAGUCUACGAAUUCUUAAUCGGAGAACCCCCACAAAGAUGGUUAUCUGCAACGACCCUAAGUACCUGGCAUAAAGAAGUCCCACAAAUUGAGACUGAAGCCAGAAUAUAUAAGGCUUCACAAUGUUCAUA
Racocetra persica is the source of this 203-nucleotide messenger RNA. NCBI's taxonomy places the organism in Eukaryota, Fungi, Glomeromycota, Glomeromycetes, Diversisporales, Gigasporaceae. The record is from the annotation of a GenBank genome assembly.